Molecule: messenger RNA, 1738 nt
Organism: Pseudophryne corroboree (corroboree frog)
Lineage: Eukaryota; Metazoa; Chordata; Amphibia; Anura; Myobatrachidae
Exons: 2
Coding region: 363-1607 (414 amino acids)
Source: RefSeq, a predicted model, not a curated record
ACAUCUCCCCCUUAGAGACACAGUGGGGCAGAUUGUGUUGGGGUGCACACGCCCACAUGACACUGGCCACACCCACACAGUACUGGCCACACCCACACCAGUCACAGUUACUCAGCUCUUCACAAUAAGACAUUGAUAAAUAUCAGCUCCAUGGCCUUUAAUCUGGCCCUGUAUUUAUAUGCUGUAGCUGGAUAUCCUCACAUGCUGUAGCUGGACACUUGGGUGACAUCAUAAAACUCUUAUUGCAUCACCAAGGCAGCAGUGGCACAUGAGGGCAGUAGUGCCAGCACAGGACACCCUAUGGUGCAGCGCUGGUAACCUGCACUGACUUCUUGGCUUUUACAUUUCCAUGUGGAUAGAUCAUGAACACAGGAGACAGAGGAUUCAAUAACAUUGGACCAGAGCUCCUCCGUGCCCCCAGAAUGGCUGGAGUCCUGUCAUGUGAAUACCUGGUGUAUGGCCGUGUACAAGCCACUCAUGAAGGGAAGUACAUCCCGCCCACUAACACGAAGGCUUAUACCUCCAAUGUGACUGAUCCCAUCAUCAUCUCUAAGGGAUGGCUUUGUAGUAACACCUCGGCUACUGCUGCCAUGAACUGGCUGCCUAGCAACAGUGAUGCCUAUGUUUCCGAUAAGCUGUUCCCCACUGUGGCGAAUGAACGGAUCCCAAUUAACACUGAAGCCUACGUGGCGAAUGAACAGAUCCCUAUUAACACUAAAGCCUACGUGGCGAAUGAACAGAUCCCUAUUAACACCGAAGCCUACGUGGCGAAUGAACAGAUCCCUAUUAACACUAAAGCCUAUGUGGCGAAUGAACGGAUCCCUAUUAACACUAAAGCCUAUGUGGCGAAUGAACAGAUCCCUAUUAACACUAAAGCCUACGUGGCGAAUGAACAGAUCCCAAUUAACACUGAAGCCUACGUGGCGAAUGAACAGAUCCCUAUUAACACUAAAGCCUACGUGGCGAAUGAACAGAUCCCUAUUAACACCGAAGCCUACGUGGCGAAUGAACAGAUCCCUAUUAACACCGAAGCCUAUGUGGCGAAUGAACGGAUCACUAUUAACACUAAAGCCUAUGUGGCGAAUGAACUGAUCCCUAUUAACACUAAAGCCUAUGUGGCGAAUGAACGGGUCCCCAUUAAUACUGAAGCCUACGUGGCGAAUGAACGGUUCCCCAUUGACACUGAAGCCUAUGUGGCGAAUGAACGAAUUCCGAUAAACACUGAAGCCUACGUGAUGAAUGAACAGUUCCCUAUUAACACUGAAGCCUACGUGGUGAAUGAACGGAUCCCUAUUAACACCGAAGCCUAUGCGGUGAAUGAACGGAUCCCUAUUAACACUGAAGCCUAUGUGGUGAAUGAACGGAUCCCUAUUAACACUAAAGCCUAUGCGGUGAAUGAACGGAUCCCUAUUAACACUGAAGCCUAUGUGGUGAAUGAACGGAUCCCUAUUAACACUAAAGCCUAUGCGGUGAAUGAACGGAUCCCUAUUAACACUGAAGCCUACGUGGUGAAUGAACGGAUCCCUAUAAGAACCAUGGCCUAUGUGGCCAAUGAGGAGUUCUCCAUCAGUACUGGAGCUUAUGUGUCCUCUCCACCCUUCCUGUGAACCUCACUUAAGAUCAUCAUGAAGAGCAGCCUGUCCAUCUACAGGGACCGGUGUGAUUAUUAGUGGCUUGUAUCAUCUGCUAUUUACAGGUUGUGAGUGCAGCACACAAAUAAACUCUGUUUUCCCUACAA